CAGGGCGGGGCUCCAGGCGGUCACGUGGCGCAGGGGAGGCGUGAGGGGAGCCCGGCAAGAUGGCGAAGGUCUCGGAUAUGUACGAUGUCACUUGGGAAGGUAACUUGCCGGCCGCCCGGCCGCCGUGUGUGUUGGCUUGGCAGGGGUGAGAAGGGGAGGGCGCGAUACGGGCAGACCCGGGGUGAGGUGUGGGCACAGCGACAGCGGCUCGGGGGGGGGGGGGAGGCGCCCGCCGCUUCAGAAGGAUAGCCGAGGCCUUGCUAGCGCCUCCCCUCGCCAGGCGAAAAAGCCUCAGCAACUUCACCGUCUCUUCAGUUGGGCUAAGAGUCCUUUAGGUGGUAUUCUCGAAGCUGAUCUACGCACAGAAUUAACCCCAUAAUGGCCUCGUCCGCGUGGGGCUUGCGGGGCUGCUUACCUGGUGGGAUUUGCGUCCAGGUGGCGCUGUGGGUUAAACCACAGAGCCUAGGACUUGCCGAUCAGAAGGUCGGUGGUUCGAAUCCCUGCGACGGGGUGAGCCCCCGUUGCUCGGUCCCUGCUCCUGCCAACCUAGCAGUUCCAAAGCACAUCAAAGUGCAAGUAGAUAAAUAGGUACCGCUUCAGCGGGAAGGUAAACGGCGUUUCCGUGCGCUCCUCUGGUUCGCCAGAACCUGCUUAGUCAUGCUGGCCACAUGACCUGGAAGCUGUACGCCGGCUCCCUUGGACAAUAAAGCGAGAUGAGCGCCGCAACCCCAGAGUCGGUCACGACUGGACCUAAUGGUCAGGGAUCCCUUUACCUUAGGAAUGUAUGGAAUGGCGAUCUCUGCAAGUUUACAGCCUUCCUUUUUCACCUGUCCUGUCGUGGUACAAAAACACAACGAAACAAGGACAGACUUAAUCUUUCCCCCUAGCAUGAGUGUAGCCAGGAUUUAUGUUAGGCAGACAGCAUACCUCCCUGUCAGCAUUCUCUGCCUGGCUCUGUAGCAGAUUCGGAAUGAAAUGUCUCGACAACAGUUGUUUUGAAUUACAUUCUUUUGACCCCAAGUGCUCAAAAAUAUGUCAUAAUUUUUCUACAAUGUAUACUUUUAGUUAAGUGUUUUUUAUUUAUUUACUUGAUUCGGCAGCUGUCCCCCUGGCUUCAUAUACCCCUAGUCCUGUUUAUCAGUGAAUUGAGAUUUUUCUUCUUCAUUAAACCCACAUUGGAGAUUGAGGGUGCAGAGCUUGGAGGCGAAGGUGGAGACUCUCCCUUCAUCUGACUUCAGGACACCCAUCUUAAAAUUAUCUCCUCUGAAAAGCCAUUUCCUUUCAUUCUUUUUACUAACUAAAGAUUGAUAAAUUACACCUUUACUGUCACCCCUUCAUUGGCUGUCGGCCUCCCCCCCCACUGUAAAAAAUUGGGAUUGUAUGCUCUUUGGGGCAGGGAACUUUGGCGCUGGGGGUCAGAGAGAAGAUACAGUGGUGCCCCGCAAGACGAAUGCCUCGCAAGACGAAAACCCCGCUAGACGAAAGCGUUUUCCGUUUUUCGAUGUGCUUCACAAGACGAAUUUCCCUAUGGGCUUGCUUCGCAAAACGAAAAAGUCUUGCGAGUCUUGCAAUUUUUUUCGCUUUCCCCCCCCUUUUUCUAAGCCGCUAAUAGCCUUUUAGCCGCUAAGCCGCUAAGCCUUUAAUAGCCGCUAAAUCGCUAAUAGCGCUAAUCCGCUAAGCCGCUAAUAGGGUUGCUUCGCAAGACGAAAAAACCGCUAGACGAAGAGACUCGCGGAACGGAUUAAUUUCGUCUUGCGAGGCACCACUGUAAUGAAACUUUGUAAAAUGCCAGGUGGAGUGAUGGGGCUUUAUAAGUAAGGCCCUGUGAGCAGGAGCUGAAUAAAUCCAAGGACAUGGAGAUGGUUGUAUCAUGCGGUUGUUGGUGACAGCCUUGAAUAUCACUGGUUGGGUCUCAGGUUUAACUUAAUAAGUUAAAAGUAUUGCUCUGUUGUAGGUAUUUCUUUUAGAUCCAGGUCCUUCUGUAUGAUGGAUGUGUAUACGUACUUUAAUAAACUGAAUAGAGGGAAAGAUUAUGAGUCACUGGGGUAGGGCUUAUAAACUUAAUAGUGUUUAGCUUAUUUUUUGUUGCUAUUUUGUUAAUAUUGUUUUAUAGAUUAUAAAUGCCUUUUUGAUUUGAUAACCAUAUAAUAUGACUUAACACAGGACUUGUGAUACUCUGUUCUGUUAUUGUUAUUCGUUUCUUGUAAGCCACUUUGGGAUUCAUUUGGAUGGAAAGUGGCAUAGAAAUGCAAGAAAUAAAAUCAAAACCAAAUCAAAUAAUCAUAGUAAUAUAAUGCAUUACUAUGCAAUAGAGGAGUUCAUUACAGAGUACUGCUUGUUUGAAGAGCUUUACAGUGCUUCAUGACCAAUAUAUUUGCUUCCAUAUUGCAGUUGAGGGCUUGAGGCUUGGACAAAAGUAGAUUGCCAAGGCCAACCAAAACCUGGGUUUUCCUGUUUUUCAGCUCGUACUUUCAGCUGCUACAUUCCAUGAAUCGUAAGCAUAUACAUCUAUAAAAAAGCAAUGAGGUUGUGGUCAGUCUUAAGAUUCUUGCAGAUUCAUCUUGUGCAUAUUUACUUGGAAGAAAGAUCCACUUGGUUCCAAUUAAGGGCAUGCGGAAUUACAGUUCUAAUUUGUUGCUUUCUUCGUAGCUUCUGAAAUCGUUCUUGUGCUUAUAUAUAGUUCUUACUUGAGUGUUAAGUAAGAAUUCAGACUACAGCAGGGUUUUCCAAAGUGUGGUCUGUGGACCACCAGUAGUUCACAAGCUUCAUUCAGGUUGUCUGUGGCAUGUCCGCAUUAAAUAUUUAUAAUGAUUUUAAUUGUGUUUUUAUUGCCUUUUAUUUCUUGUAUUGUGUUUUAUUGCAUUACAAUUUAAAUUCCUUAGAUAAAAAUGCAAUUAAAAAUUAUACAGCAUCUAACAUAAUGCAUUACAGUUGCUACUACAGGCAGAAUAAUCAUUAAGUAAUUCAACAAGAUGUAACUAUAUUUAUUUAUUAAUAUGCAUACUUACCUACUUCAUAAUGGAAACCUAAUCAUAUCUGCUUUCAAAGCUGUAAAAAUAAAAAGCAGAAGAUUAUUGCCAUCCAUUUUCCUCAGACUGGCAGUAUUUAAAUGAGCCAGCGUGGUGUAGUGGUUAAGAGUGGUGGACUCGUAAUCUGGUGAACUGGGUUUGCAUCCCCUCUCCUCCACAUGCAUCUUGGGCUAGUCACACUUCUCUGAAGUCUCUCAGCCUCACUCACCUCACAGCGUGUUUGUUGUGGGGGAGGAAGGGAAAGGAGAUUGUUAGCCGCUUUGAGACUCCUUAAGAGGAGUGAAAGGGGGGUAUCAAGUCCAAAUUCUCCCUUUAAAUAGGAUUUAUUUUUUAAAAUGUAUUUUAUAGCCUGUCCAGUAUCAUAGUACAGUCAUACCUUGGAUCCCGAAUGCCUUGUGAGUCGAACGUUUAGUUUGCGAAUGUCCAAAUGUCCUACAUGGCUUCCGAUUGGCUGCAAGAGCUUCCUACAGCCAAUCAGAAGCCGCAGCUUGGUUUCCAAACGUUUUGGAAGCCAAACAGACUUCUGGAACAGAAUCCGUUCGACUUCUGAGGUACCACUGCACUGUCAUGUAUUACUAGCAUUACUUGUUAUUGUAAUUCCGUAUUGUGAAACCAUAGAGUAUGGAGGAUCAAAAGACUAAACAGGUUAAUCCCUGGAGGCAGAUCACCUAACUGCCAGCUCCCUAUCUAAACAGCAUCUAUUGAUAAGAUACUUGAGCAGUGGGGGUAAUAUUUCCGUAUGCUUGUUUCCCAUGUUGGUAACUUCUGUAGGAAGCAGUUGUGUGGGUUGGGCAGAGGUAAUUCCUCCUGCAUCGGUUUUUCCAGGCCCCUAGAAUGUGGCAAUAUUGACGUUGUAUUAUUAUUUAUUAAAUUUCUAAUCCACCAUUCAUUUGACGAUCACAGGACAGUUUACAAUAUACCGUAUUUUUUGCUCUAUAAGACUCACUUUUUCCCUCCUAAAAAGUAAGGGGAAAUGUGUGUGCGUCUUAUGGAGCGAAUGCAGGCUGCGCAGCUAUCCCAGAAGCCAGAACAGCAAGAGGGAGCGCUGCUUUUGCUGCGCAGCGAUCCCUCUUGCUGUUCUGGCUUCUGGGAUUCAGAAUAUUUUUUUUCUUGUUUUCCUCCUCCAAAAACUAGGUGCGUCUUGUGGUCUGGUGCGUCUUAUAGAGCGAAAAAUACAGUAAAAAUGCACAACAUAAUAACAAACAAAAACAAUACCCCCCCAGUUUAAAAUGCCAUCGAUAGUUUAAUUAACCCGUUUAUAGCAGGCCCACAACUUAUACACAUUUAACUUGUGCACAUUCAGCUUUACACACAUGACAAAAAUUUACAUUAAUAAGAAGGGGCAGAAAGGGGGUGGGGUUAUGGGGGAAAUAGUUUUGGCAAUCCCACCUGCCAUUGAACCCGUUGAGUUUUGACUGUACGUGAUUCAGGGUUUAAGGUGUGAUCCCUGGAAAGUAACCCCCACGUAAUUUGCAGGUUUACUGUAGUUCAGGGAACAAUCGCUUUCAUAAAACUAGUUUCUCUUGUUCAUAAAAUCUGUUCAUAAAAUCAAAACUGUGAAUGGAGAUUUUGUAAUAGUUUCAAAUAUAAUGUUGACACUCAGAAAUGCAUGCAGUUUAUGCUCUGUAAGUUAUCCAGAAUUGCCAAGGAACUUCUACCCAUCUGUGCAUGCUUGAGAUAAUACCAGGCCUGCUUAUAUAGUCAGUGUUAAUCAAAGCCUCUGUUCAUUGCUUUCCAGUCAUUAAAUAUUUCACAUGUGAGUUCUGUAAGAAUUCUUGAGCGGUUGCUGUCUGGACCCAGAGAAUUGUCCAUUUUUAACAUGUCAUUAAGGCCUAAAACUCUCUCACCACUAUUUGCCUCCAUUCCUCAGACUCCCUUCCUGAAAAGGUUUGUUUAGGCACAGAGAUCUGCCUUAUGUCAUUCACUGUGAAGAUGGAUGCAAAUAAUUCAUUCAAUUUCUCUGCAGUAUUCUCUUCUUCUAGCACACCUUUGACUUCCUUGUUGUCCAGAGGUUCAACCAUUUCCCUAUCUGGUUUCCUGCUUCUAAUGUACUUAAAGAUUUUAUUCUUGAUGGUUUUUAGCAGUGCACUCAUUUGUUUUUCAUCCCUUAUUGUCUGCUUGUAUUUAUUUUGCCUAAGUUUGUGUUCCUUUUUGUUUUCCUUAUUUGAGCAAGACUUCCACUUUCUGAAGGAAGCUUUCUUGCCCCUCCAGUUGAUUCCAUGAUCAACUAUUUUAGGGCACAGUCUAUGCAAGUCUAAUUGAAGUCAUUGUUACAGUGCUUCUUCCUUUGCAUUCCUUCUCUUUACUUUUAUUCUUCAUCUUAAUUAGAAGGGAGGAGGAUGUGGCAUGUGCCAAGUCUAAGGACCAGAUAGAGCAGCCUGGAUGAAAUAUAUGUAACGUUUUUUCUUUCUUUUAGAGAGUUGGAAACAAUAUUCAGAUUGUAGCCUAUGAAAGUAUAGGAAAAGAAGUACAGAAUUUGACACAGUAUACAGAAAUUAUUUGUGAGAAUUUCCUGAGUCAUUCAGUGGCCUGAUAGGCAUGUAAUGACAAGCCAUAAUUAUUAGUAUUCAUUUCAUUUCUCUGCUGCUUUAUAUUUUUAAGAAAAAAUCUCAAAGUUGUUUACAGCAUAUUAGAACAUCAACUAAAACAGACCAGAAUAAAACAUUACCAAAGAAAGACAAAUAAUGUAUAGUACAUUCAAAGCAACAUAAUUUGCCGGAAACUAAAAUAUUAUCUUGAUGCUUUCAGAAUAAAACAUUACCAAAGGAAGUCAAAUGUAAAAUGCAAAUGUUAAAUAUCAUAACUAAGAAUAAAGUAUUAUCAUAAGCACAGAACAUAUUUGCUGCUUUUGCUACCAGUCCUGCCAAUGGUAGUUCUUGGCUGUGGAAGCAUAGGCUCAGUGACCUGGGUCUGCCCUAAGAGACAGCCAAGAUGUUCCCUGGUCUCUUCAGCAUCCACAACUUUUGUAGCUUGAGUCAGUCAGGGUUCCGCCCUUCCAGGAAUUACUGCCAAGAAUUAUGCAAACUAUGGUUUACCAGAAGUGAGGAAGCAUCCUGGUGCACACUGCUAACAUUGCACCUGUCCCCUCCGCCAUUUGCCACACUGUGAGGAAAUAAACUAGAGCUCUAGCAAGCCAUUAUUUGCAAACCAGGGCAGUAGAUCUGAAACUUAAUUCCACAACUUGUUUUCAUGAUUAAAUUUGGCUGACCGAGUUUAAUUUAAGAUGGUGGGCCACUACCACCAUCGUGACAAGCUGAAAGUUGAUAUUGUUUCCCUACAGAAAUCAUCAAGCUGCAGCACUAGACUGCAAUUUCUGCAUGCUCGCUUGGGAGUGAGCCUUCUAAAUAAACAUGUACAAGGCUGAGACUGUCGGACAUUUAAUGUGCUUGUUUUCUUACAUUAAGUGAUCAAAUGACAAAACAUGGCCUGUCUCAUAUUUUUCCAUCACUAGAUACCCUAUACUUUAAUAUUCAGUCUUUAUUACAUUUGAGAGAUAUAAUGGCAUGGAGGCUUUAGUAGUGGCUGAGUAAAUUCAUGGAGGAAACUUCCAUUAUUUUGUGUAUGUUUGGACUGUCACUCCUUGCACUACAUUCAAUCGCAUGCUUUCUGUCCAAUCUGUUAAUUUCCAGAGGUUGUAUUGAGUCAGGAACCAUUUAGUUUUUACUCAGGCACAUGAAAUGUAACUCUGUGGUGGUUUUGGUUGUCUUUUAAAAUAAAAUCUAGCACAGUUCUAUUUCACCCCUCCUAUUUGUGGAAGGAAUCAUAUGUGGGGUAGGAAUGGGGUGGACUGUAGAAAGAAAUCUGUUUGAUCUAAAACUUACAGCUUAACUUGUAAAUUUUGAAGUGACAGGAAGACCAACAACUUCAGUCUUGUCUUUUUCUAUUAAAAUGUAAUUACAAGUAUAAGUUGUUUUGCAUUUAAGAUGUGUAUAAUAGGCAGAAUAAAAAUACUGUAUACUAAAACAAACCAAAGGAGUCCCUGCUCACACAAUGCCAUCUUUUGUCACCUUUGGCUUUCUUCAUCAUGCAAAAUUGAUCAUCUUUCCCUCCCUCCCUCUCUCUAUUUAAGAUAAAGGGCUGUGUCUGUGCUUGUGUUGCUGACCCCAUCUACCUUGCCAAGCACCACUCUUACCCCCCCCCCCCCCGGCAAGUGUUAGAAACUGAGAUAUGAAAACCAGAAGCUAAAUGGCACCUUAAACCUAGGUUAUGGGCGCAACAACGGAAUACCUAGGCACACUUUUUUAAGAACAAGAAUACAAAGCUGAAAAUGAAUGAACUGCAGCUAAAAUAUGUUAAUUUUUAACACGGUACAGUCCUUCCCCUGCCCCCCCCCCCCCAAUAUUUGUAAGAAGAUCUGUUCUCCGGUCUUCAGAGAGUAGCUGGAAGUGGGGAGGCAGAAAAGGUCCUCCUUUCCUUCCACUCUGCAGUUUUAAUCUGAAAUCUUAGGCGCAGUACUGCACCCAGAGCUCAGAAACUGCUUGCACUAAUGAAAUUCCCUGUCGCAAAAUGCGCCUAGAACAAUGCAAGUUUCAAACACUGCCUCCCCCUUUAUGACUCACAACCUCCCUGCUUCCCUUACACUGCAGUGGCAGCCAAUGUGGCAGUGAGUGUGGGGCUCCAUUGCUUUCCUGGCUUCCCAACACUAUGGGCUCCAUUGCUUAACAAGAAGGGGAGGAGCAAGGCAUAGGGAGCUUGAUGCAUCAUGCCAGAGCCAAUCUGACUCUCCUGCCACCAUGCAGUGCCCCAAACUCCUUUUGGCACAUGCCUCCCCCUCUUGGUAAGCAGGAGUGACCUGCAACUGCACAGCAGUUCCCUUCAGUGGUGGAGGGUUAGGAGGGAAGUGGCGGGUGGCAUCAGAGCAAGACUGGGAAGCAGUUCCUGGGGAGCUGCCCUAGUCUAACUGUGCCUCCAUGGUUUGUUGGACCAUUACGUCUCUCUUCACUGCUCCCUGCCACUAAGGGAGGUGGGCUGGUGAGCUAUUGUCACUCUGUAGUUCAUAGCACCACCUGUCUCUGCUCAAGCAAAUUGCAGUGUGGCAACAUCCUUAUGCAGACAAUUUAUAAAGGGUGAAAAAAGGCAUCGUUGGGCAGGAUAUAACAGCUUGAGUUCAUGAUGACUUUCAGGUCCACCUUGACUGAUUGAUUAUGUCACCUUGAGUUUGAGAUGGAUUUUUAUGUCUGCUGCCAAUGCUGUUUGGUUAUUUAUACAUAUUUUCCAACUCAAACUGCCAUGCUUUUUUGCAGUCUAGCUUUCUGUGUUCUUGUCAAUUAUUUAUUCAGAAACUGCGUUUUUCUGUGUGAUUUUGGAUGCUUUGAAAGUGUGAUUAAUAAGGAUUUAAAACUUCCCCAUUGGUCAUUUCCUCAUAAUAGAAGAUGAUGUAAUGUUCAUGAAGUGUAAUGACUACCCUAUUUAAAAAAUAGUUAAAAGUGUACAUAAAUGUUGCCAUAUUAAUUUUAGAUAUAAUUUUAAUUUUUCGCAUACUCCCUGAGACCAUGCUUUUAUAUUAGUUUAGGGAAUAGUAGUGAAAAUAUCUAUGUACAUUGCUAUUCCAAUUUUAUAAUUCUUACUGAAAUAGAAAGCAACCAAUGGCCUUGGAAUAAUCUGUAGUUUAUAGGAAUAAUGAAAACAAUCCAAGAGUUCCCAGAUGAGGCAAUAGAAGAAAAUGAUCUGUUUCGUAGCUAACACAAUGAAGCAAUAAUAGUAUAUACUCAUUUUGAGAUGAAACUUGUUCCUACUUCUCUUCAAGACUCAAAGCAUGUUCAGUUAUAUGUUUGCAUUGGGAAAUAUUACCCAAAGCAAUUACAAAUCUUUCAUAGAGGCAGCAGGCAAGUUGAAGGAGUAAUAAUCAUAAAUGUGCAUUAUGACAAAAAUAAUAAAAUCAAACAGAACUUGACAGGUUCAACUCCAUUAUGCAUUAAGCCUGAAAUUCAGCAUUUUGACUGCAUUAUGUUUCUGGCAUCCAUAAAGGCAGCAACACAAUAAUCAGUGAGCAUCCACAUGCUGUGAAUAUGAUCAGUUACCCCAGUGCUAAAAGAUAUUGAACAGCAAGAGGAGAAAAUUUUGACUUUAGACAUUGGCCCGUUUCAUCCAUUACUCCAAACUAUGGUUUAACAUGAACAAGCAGGCAUGGUUGGUGAACACUGCUCAGAUCUCGCCUGCCCCAUUUCGCCCUAUCCCAAGUCAGGAAGAAACAAAUUAGUGCUGGCUUAGUGCUACAUGUGAACCACCACUUGUGGUUUGUUUGUCUCCAAAUAAACCAUGAGAGGAAUCCAAGAUUUCUUUUUGUUUGGGUUUGUUUUCUCCUGGCUUCAGAAAGGGAAGAGUGUGGCUUGUGUGAUUUGAGCAACCUGCGCUAGCACACUUACUCAUAGACACACCUUGGCUUACAACACAAGACACACCUUGGUUUACAACACAAGAAUGGGCCAUCUUUACACAUCUUUAGCUGCCAGGCGAAAACAUUUCUCAUCACCCAGGCCUUCGGCCACUGAACAAUUUAUGGCCUGUUAAAUGUGUGUGUGGACUGUAUUGCGAUAAUUUUAUUAUUACGCUGAGUAUUAUGUUUUUAUUAUUAUGCUGAGUAAAUUAUGUUCUUAAUGUACACCGCCCUGGGAUCUUUGGAUAAAGUGCAGUAUAUAAAUUGAACAAAUAACUGAAAUAAAUAAAUGGCUUGCAAACUGAGAUUUUCUGCACAACCAGCUCAAAGGUUGUGCAGAAAGAGCCAGUGUGGUGUAGUGGUUAAGAGCGGUAGUCUCUUAAUCUGGGGAACCGGGUUCGUGUCUCCGCUCCUCCACAUGCAGCUGCUGGGUGACCUUGGGCCAGUCACACUUCUUUGAAGUCUCUCAGCCCCACUCACCUCACAGAGUGUUUGUUGUGGGGGAGGAAGGGAAAGGAGAAUGUUAGCCGCUUUAAGACUCCUGAAGGGGAGUGAAAGGCGGGAUAUCAAGUCCAAACUCUUCUCUUCUUCUUCUUCAAAAUUACUGGGGUGGGGGGAAGGCAAAGCGGAUACCUCACAUCCGUUACCUGGCUGUAGGCAGGUGCACAUCAGUUAAUUGAGAACCACACUUUCAGCUUUGGUAAGAACAAUUUCUCAUUAAAUAACCUUCAUGAUCUUCCUAGAAUUAUAAUUACAUCAAUUGCCUUGAAUGAUUGGAAAGGAAGCAGGCACCAGACUUGGUCCAUGUUUUUGUUUCCUCUUUCUGGCUACUCUUUCUGGCCAGGUGCCUAAUAUGAUGACCACUUGCAGGCAGACAGUGUUUUGUCUCUGCAUAGAGAUAAGAUUCUCAGCCUCUAAAUGUGCUGUGUAUUGCCUCUCACAUUUUGCACUUUUGAAUGCUACUGAUGGCAGAUGUGCUUGGGAGUUCAUGAUGUGCUGGUUUUUCACUGUAUAAGGGAUAAGACUCAUUAGCUAAUACUUGUAAACCUAAAAGUCUCAAUAUUUAUUUUAUUUUCCACAAACAUAAUUUCAAAGCUAGAAACUUUAAGUUACUAAAACAAUUAUUAUCAAACAGAAAAUGCAUAUACCAAUUCUUUUCAGAAAUGUUGAUUAGGAAUUGUCAUUCCACUGUUUCAUUUUUGUUUUUUGUUUUUCAGAGAUGCGAGAUAAAAUGAGGAAAUGGAGGGAAGAGAACUAUCGGAACAGUGAGCAGAUAGUGGAAGUUGGAGAAGAAUUAAUUCAUGAAUAUGCAGCUAAGCUUGGCGAUGACAGUAGGUCAAAGCUGUUUCACGUCUCUUGCCGUCUUUAUUCUGUGCAGCUGCUUUCAUUAUUACCUGAUUGAUUCUCCUAUUACACCCUCAAUAUUAUUUUUCUUUUACUUCACUUUUCUUGUGCAUGCUGAUGUAUGGUACGCCCAUAAAGCUCAACAUCUGCCAGUUUUCCUGACUCUUGAUCUGCUUUCCAACUUAAGGGUGUGGGCAGGGAGAUGUAUACCUAAUCGGAUGUAUAGCCUGGCCCGCUAGUCAUGCAAAUACAUUUGAGAGAACCCUUGGCCCAAGCAUCCUUGGCCAAAUUUCACUCAUUGGUUGUCUUCACUCGUUUGAAGGAUGGCUAAGUUUUGAAAUGGAGACAGAAGGUUAUUCCUGAAAUUUAACCAUAACUUCAGCUACGUGAAAUCAAUAUAAGAGUUGCUUUUAUUAUAGCGUUGGGCAUGAGAGUCUAGGGCGUGCCUGGAUUUUCAUUAUAUACAAUAGCUCUACAUCAUUUGGGGAGAUCGUAAGUGCACAAUACUAAUUCUCCCCAGACAGAAACUUGGCACAGAGCAUUUUAUACCAGAAGGGAAUUGUUUAAAAAGAAAGUCACAAUAAUGCAAUACCUCUUUUUAUAUAAGCACAGGAUAAAGCAUCAGAGUGUUUUAUGGCAAGAAAACUGUAUAAAGUUGACCAAGGCUCUUAUGUAGGCAGGAAGGGAAUAAGUAUCAGUGAUUUGUUUUUAAUGAGCUCAUUCUACUUUCUCUUUCUUUCCUUUCUAUAACUUAGUUAACCUAAUUCAGACAGUAUGAGCAGUUCAUUUUUGGCAAAGGUCUCAAAGAUCAGAACGGGUGUACCCUUCUUUAUUUAAUUUUAGGAAGUUUUGGUCUCAGUAACACUGACAUUAUACAAAGAGAGAGAGGGGAGCAAUAUUUCUGAAAUGGGUUCAUUUCUUAGAACACUCGACCAGAGGUCUUUCAGUUUCAUAAGAUGUUGCUAAUAGAUCUCAUAAUGAUGAGCAUUAGAAUAUUUUUUUCAGAGAACAACUUAGUGGCGAAAUUCUGUCCAUUCAGAUGUUACUGAACUACAAUGCCCAUUAGCACUAGCAAGCAUGGCCAAUGGCCAAGGAUGAUGAGAGUUGUAGUUCAGCAACAUCUGGAGGGCCAAAGGUUCCCCAAACCUGGCUUCGGUAUACACCUGAAAGUUGCAUAUAAUAGCAUAGCACAGUCACUUUCUUAUUUGGUUUUGAGAUUUAAAAUUUGAAGUGCCCAAGAAAACAGGCCUGCAUAUGUUGUCUCCCGAGUUUAAUGUAAACUCAGUGGGUGAUAGAAAGGGCAGUGAUCUCAACAGGGAAGUUGAGUGUGCUGUUUUUCAUCGCCUUUCACUUAGUUAAUUUAUAAAUGAAACAUAUUUACUUCACUCGUUUUGUCUUUUCGGAGAAUCACUGACAACAGUAGAUUCCCUAAUUAAUAGUGUUCAUAUGAUGUAUAUGAAUGAAUCCUCCAUAUGUUCCCUGGUGUCAUAUCCAUUUUUGUUUCCAGAGGCUCUGUAGUUUCUAUUCUAAGAAGGCAAUCUGAUUUUAAUCAAGAAGGCAUAGAACAUAAUAGCCACACAUUCACUGAAGUGGUAAAAGCCAAAAUGAGAGUGAUUGUUGUGUUGUCUGUGGAAAGUAGAUUUUCACUGAGGGGCAAUCUGUACCCUCCCAAACCUUUAGUUUUUACACAGAACAAUUCUAAGUAUGUGUGUAUCACAGAAAUUUGUACACUUGUCUAUUUCAUGUGAAUGGCUUUCCUCUUGAAUGCCAAACACUCUCAGUAUAAUAGGGUAGUUUUAUUUAUUAUUAUUCAUUGUCACUUACAAGAGCAUUAUAUGACAGUAUAAUAUACAGCUUCAGUCAACAUAAUACACUUUAUUCAUACAACCAUUCACCCACCCAGUCUCACUCACUCGCUCACUCACCUCAUCAGGCAUAAAUUAAACUCAGUUUAAACAUAUGUACCCACCAUAGUGCUGUAUCUCCUUUACAUUUUUUUUCGCUUUGUGCCACCACUGUCAAAAUUGGUGAUAUCUCUGGGAGCUACAAAAAAUUGCUUGGGGUCCUGCUCCAGCUCUCAGGCCAGGGUUUAGCCAUCCCUGACGUAAAGGAAAAAUUGGAGAAGAACAGAGUACCAGAAUUGGUGAAAGUGUCCCCUAAAAACUGUUGUUCUGCCAAACCACCAAAGUGCUUUUUGAAAUCGGGGGAGCUGUGAAUCAUUUCCAUAGUUGGUUUGUUAUCAUAAAUAGCUAUUCUGGUGUAGUAGUACUGUAUUGCAUUGUAAUAUGGAACACUUUACAAAAAUGCUUACGCAGCAUAAGCGAACAGUAUAGCUUUUAAAAGUGUUGAGUAGCACAUAUUAAUUUUGAGCACUAAUUAUGACAGGUCCAGGUUUCUAUGAGAAAAAAAGAGAAUGUAAUUUGUUUUAGGUGUUUUGAAAAACAUACUGCCUCAUUUCAUAUGACAGAUGCAUUUUUGUGUUUCCUAGUCUGGAUAAUAUACGAGCAAGUGAUGAUUGCUGCAUUGGACUGCAGUCGGGAUGACUUGGCACUGGUAAGUAGUCCAGCUGACCUCUGCUGCAAAUGUAGUGGCUUGGAACACUGCUUACCGCAAAGGAUUCUCCCAUUCGCUCCUCCUCCUGCAGCUCUCUAUGCCCCCUGAAAAGCUGCUCCUGAAGCUUGAGGUACCCUUUGGAAUGGCAUGGUGUGCAACAUAGAGGGCUGCAGCAAGAGUGGGAAUUGGUGAAAUCUGGAGAGGCUGCCUUGAGUGAGAGGAAGCACCUUUUUAAUUUACACAAUGGGGAACUUUUCUGGGUAAUUUUGUGGAGGUGCAAAUAGGUGGUUCUGGAUGGUCAGUUUAUAGCACAAUGUGCUUUUGGGGAGCUAGACAAUCUCUUCCCCCCCCCAGUGGUUUUGUAUUGCAUUUGUCCAGCACUCUACUGCAAAAUUCUGUUGCAAUUCUUUUGUUGUCUUGUGAAGUUCUAAAAAGUUUUGUGUUCUUCAAAGAUUAAGAGCUCAUCUUACUGUUCCUCAUAGGCAUGGAGGUGUCUUUAAGAAUAGAAUGAUAGGUUGGUAUUCAAUGAAAUCCUACUUAGAGUAGACACAUUGAAAUUACUGAACUUAAAUUAGUCCUGUCCAUUUACUUCAGUGGGUUUGCUUUGAGUAGGACUCAUGUUGAAUGCCACCCAUAGUAUUUCUCAGCAUAUCCUUCCUUUCCUACCACCACUAAGUUAUGGCCUGGCAUUUCUGUAGUAAGCUGCUUUUAAAAGUUUACUAAUUUUAAUUUUGUGCACUCUUCCUCUUCAGUGCUGGAGUGCAUAUUUUUCCUAUUUAUUUUUAAGAAACAACUAACAACUGUCACGUUCCAUCAUGAGAAAUCUAGCUUCCAUUUUAUACUGAUAAACUAUUGCAGUUUAGGUCCUUCAGUGAGGCUAGCAUGAACACAAGCAUUAUGGGAAAACAAAUACUGAGACUUUUUUUAUUGUGUAGACCUGGAGGCUUGUAGAACCUUAAAUGAAAUAAUGCCUACACCAAUAUUUUGCUUAUAAUUAUCACAGGUCUUUCAAAAGUUCUAAAAAUAUUUACAGCUACAGUACUUGGAUACAAGCUGGGUGCCAAAAUAAUAUGUUAGCUGCUAUGUUGUAAAGAAAAUGUUGAUACAGAAUCUCAGUGUAUGUCAACUUUUCAAAUGAUUGAAAGGUACCUCUCUCAAUCUACUGAUUUUUUUGUGCCAUCUACAGUAAAUGUUUUGCAUGUGGGUUUCAUUGCAUAGCUGCUACGGAAAUGUUUGUAUUAUGGAAAUCCUUUUCGUUUUGGUAAAAAAGGAGGAGACCUACAAACUAGGGAAUUUGAUACUUUUCCUCUAACCAGCAACUUCUGGUGAAAGAGCUAUGUAAAUGUUCGAAUUACGUAUACAGAAUUUUCUUGCUGAAAGUUUGUUCCUUAGUUUGGCAGUGGAUGUGAGCUCAAGGAAAAGUAUAAAGGGAAUGUGAGAAAAAGAUCAUUUAUGAAUUUUUAAGCUAAUUGUAAUUUCAAGAAUAAGAGAGUUGUUUUUCUUUAUCAAUACCUUAUGAACACAGUUUUGGAACAAUUUUAUUAUAUUAGAAUAUCUCAUUCUGAUAUCUCAAAUAUGACUGGGUUUGUAGAAAGUGAGAUGCAGUUAACAUCACUGUUCGUUCAGGAGAUCUUGCCAGUAUCACCCAAUAAAAAGAAAGCCAUGAUAGAAUCAUGGAGUUGGAAGGGGCUUGUAAGCCAUCUGUUUCACUCCUUCCUUGAUGAGAGAAAUCCAGAGCUAGAGCAACCUAGCUAUCCAACCUUUGCUUGAAGACUUAUGGUGGGAUAGAGCCCAUUCCCUAGGUAUGGUUCUACUGUCAUAAAACUUACUGUUAAGAGUUUCCUAAUUUUCAACCAAAAUCUGUCCUACCAGCUGUAUAUAGAGCAAGAUGUGGAGAAUGAUAAGCAUGUUUUACAACAUAAAGGGUUUUUUAGAAGGGGGACCCUUUUGUAUUGCAUCACUUUACCCAUGCACUCAUAUCCUUUCUGUUGUCAGUGGAAACCACUUUUGAAAUAUUUCAAAUAAACUAGGACAGGGUUUUUGUGUAUAUGUAAACUGAGUUCAAGAUGGCCUGAGGUGAUAGUAAAGGAAGUAGGUUUAUUUUUCUUUGAAAUUCACAGUUUAAUAAAGUAAAAUAGCUUUUUAAAUCAAAAGUAGUUGGUCUUCUUGUAAUUAGAACCCAGAAAUGAACCAAAUCAAACAGUCUCUGAUUGCUUCAGGGGCAGUGGGUCUGUCCAUGAUGGAAGGCUGUUUGAUCCAGUUGGGACUCUGGUGAUUUUCACAUACUCACUAUAAUCCUUGGAAGUCCCAUUCUCUCUCACACACUCCUCAAGGGCACAGCGGUGGGGGAAGCCUCACUCUCCGUGUUCGGCUGAUGGAGUCCUCUGCUGGAUCAAGGAGCCAUCCAUCAAUAGUGGGUCAGCGUGGGAUACAACUCAGUUGACUUCAAGCCACAAAGGGCACUUUCGCUUCCAAGUAAUGCCCCAGGUUUAAUAGCACCCAAACUGUGAAUCUGAUCUUUUAGGGAUAGUGUAACCCCAGAAUGAGCAUCACCCCCCCACUGCAGUUUCAGCUUAUUGUCCCCCAACUGGUCCAUUGAUGAUUGCAGGCAGUAAUUUAGCACAUCUGCAGCUUCAUCUGGAUAUGAUAAAAUAGAGAAAUAAUGAUGACACCUCACUCAGCAUCUUCUUUUGAUAGUAUCAGGACAAAAUGGAGUCUUGUGGAUCACCAUAGUGUGAUCUUAUACUAUGGAAGAGUAAUAAUAUUUUGGGUACCAACUUCUGGAACUGAUUGUCAAGAUAGGGACAGAAGCCUGCAUGCAGUGCAAUUCCUCCAGUUCUGACCCCAGAUGGUUCGUCCAGAGGGGAUACCAUGGUUACUGGUAUCAAAGGCUUCUGAGAAGGCCAGGGGAAUCAACAUGGUUGCAUGUUGUCCACUCUCACCUGGAAUAACAGUUGCCAAAGGUAGUGUUGUACCAAACCCUAACGUGAAAUCAUAUAUAAAUAACCUGCUUCAUCCAAGAGGCCUUAGAGUUGUAUGGCCACCAUCCACUGGAGCACCUUAUCACAAAAAGGCAUAUUGGUAACUAAUUGGUAUUUGGCACAGUUGUCUGGGUCUGGUGGGCCCUUCUCCAAGAAUGGUUGCUCAUAUUCUUCUUUAACAUGCAGCUCACAGCGAAUCACAAACGCCAGGACCCAACCAGCCAGCCGACCCAACCUUGGUUGCUCUUAUAAGUCAAGAUGGGUGAGGAUUAAUCCUAGAAAGUUUUGCUGUAAGGGUGCCAGCAUAAAGUAGUUACCUUCAAAAUCAUCCUUAGUUCCCUGUGGCUUCACAGGAUCAACAAGAAAGUUUGAAGGCAGAAAGUUGCAUUAAACUUCUAUGUUGCGCUGAUGGUUAUCAUGUUUUCAUAUGUGGUAGUGAAGUUAUCUGAAAUAUUUUAGAACACAUAAUAAAAAUAGAUAUGAAGAACAUUUCCCUUUGUUUUACUGAAGGGUUUCCUAAGGGAACCAACAAACAAAUUCACACCUGUUUUUUUUUAUAAAAAAAACACACUAAUAAUUGCUGCAGUAGUUUUAAGUUUGAACUUCUGGCCCCAAAGUGUCCUAUAAGAAACACAGCAUGAUGCAAGCACUGUGACUAUUUGGUCUCCACACCGAGAACAGUUUAAAGGCUUAAUGAAAACUUAUGCAAGCACUGUGACUAUUUGGUCUCCACACCGAGAACAGUUUAAAGGCUUAAUGAAAACUUAUGAUUUUUAUUGUUCCGCAUACUUAGUUGAAAGGACAUUCAAAAUAGCCAUAAUUCUGACUAAUCUUUUGCCACAGCUGCAAGCACCUGAUACCAGAAUGGGGUUUGCGCUCUUAACUUCCUGACUAGGAAACUCAACAAGUGUGAGGCUUCUGUUAUGAAAAAAUAGGUGCCAUUGGUUCCAGAUGAAGUGUUUUGCAAUUUCUAUUUGCUAUUCAUCGUAGUUUUUAGGACUGUUUCUACCACAUAAUGGCUGUUCAUAGCUUGUUGCAGUAUCUCUCUCCCUCCAUGCAUGACCUUAGUUCACAAAUAAAGAUCCUUCGUUUGAUAGACAGUGGCAAAAGAGCACACCAUGAGGUCAAAUUCACGGCUGCUUGGGACAGCCAUCUGCAAUACUUGUGUGUGAAAAGAUAGUGUCUGCAUUUUCUUUGCCUUAGAUGAAAGUAGAACCUUGUUUGCAGUUGCCUUUAAUAUUUAUUAUUCAUUUCCUUUCUGGCUGCCCUCCCCCUUAAAUGAGAAAAUUGAAUAGAAGGGGGGAAAGUAGAAAAGUCUGUCAUGAGUUUGAGCUACCUUAGUUAAAUACAAUUUGUGCAGGGUCUGAAACCAUACUUCUUAGAAUACUCGAAUGUGCCCAUUUUAGAGCGUUGACACAAAAUGUAUACCAAAGGGGACAAUAAGCUAGAGGGGAAUAUCCAGCACAACACCUUCUAGAUAUUGUUGAACUUCGUUUCCCCUCAUCACUGACCAUUUGCUGUGUUGGCUGGGGCUGAUGGGAGUUGGGAGUUCCAACAUUAAACAGAGUAUCACAAUUGCUACCCCUAGAGUUGAUUUGCAAGGAACACUUCCUUCUUUGUUAUUACUAAAACUUGGAUACACGUUCUUGUUAACCUUCAUUGGCUAUUGCCUUCUAUCACCUUCCUUUGGUACAUCAUGAUUGCUUCGUCACUGUUCAAAACAGUAAUAAACUGUUCAAAAGUCACUUUCUAGGUUGUAGAUUUAGUCAAUUAAGGGCUUAAUUUCUCUGCAUUGCAUAACUCUCCACAGGAGUGCAAAUUGCAUUAUGUGGUUGAAGCUCAAAAGAAUUACCUUGUUUAUAAAUUGUAGGGUUGUUUGGGAGUGGGGUGUCUUUUUUUUUUAACUGACUACAGGAUAUUUUUGUAGCAUGAAACCUGGGUUCUGUCUAUGUGUCCUGGUAUCUCUCAAAACAUUGCUGAAGAAGUGUUGAUAUGGUACUUUAGUGUUGUGUUAAGCGAGACUGCUGCCAAAUGAGCUUCUCAGUUACUGUUCUCAAAUAAACAUCACUCAGAUUUUGGUUUCCAACUUGAAAGAAAACUGUGUUUUUUACCUCCCCCUUUUUCUUUGUGUUAUUCUUAAAAAUACAGUUUUGUCUUCAAGAGCUAAGACGGCAAUUCCCUGGGAGCCAUAGAGUUAAGCGGUUAACAGGCAUGAGAUUUGAAGCCAUGGAGAGGUAACUACAUUUUAAAAAAUCUUUUCCAGACACUGCAUUAAAAAAAAAUCUGCCACAAUCAACAUUUCUGUGAAGGGAGUAAAUUCUGUGCACAUGGAGAUAGGAUUGUCACUUGUAUACAAAUAAAUUUUAGCAUGGAAAUAUUUUAGAGAAUUUGAUAUAGUUGUUACAUAAGACACUUUAAAAAAUUUAUGUACAUAGUUUCUAAAAUGUAUUAACCACCUUAGACUACAAUAACACAGUCACUUUCUUUCAGUGGUGGUCCUUCUUCAUAAAAUAAUUUGAUCUACUCCAGUGUAGAUUUGGAAUAUUGAGGAUUUAUGUUUCUUUCUAAAUAAGUCUCUUUACUUUAGAUUUUAUAGAAGCAGUUGAAAGCAGACAUUUCUGAUAGUGAAAUAAAUGGGACCCUAAAGGGACUCUUAGCUUCACACAGUUAUAAUCAUAAACAGGUCCUCAGUAUUUUAAAUCUGCUGCCCAGAUUUGGGCCAUAUAAAAUUCAUUAAAAUGUUUCUGGAGAUGACAGUGGUAUGUGUGAGAGAGACAAACUUGAUAAAGGUGGGGGGGUGAGAGAAGUUGAGACCUCUUAAAGUCAUUUUUUAAUUGUUGUUGGCAUCUGUCUGGCCUGAGAAACCAUAGAGGGCACCUCCGGGAGUGAAGUCAAGUUGCUGGAAAAUCACAGCGCCUGCUGUGGCUGCAGAGAGCAGUAACUUGUAACUGCUGCAUCUCACAUUGUUUUUGCUACUUUAGCACCACCGCAGUGACCUCUCUGCAGGGUGCAAGCCUGGGCAGUGUGUAUGGAGGUCCUGGGCAACAAGACUCUUCUUGGCUUUGUUUAUGUGUUCCAAAGGAAAGCAAGCAAUACAUUUGGCUCCAACUUGGCUGCAGGAGUUGACGGAAGCAGGCCAUCCAAGAUGCCACCCAACCGUCUUAGGGACUCCACUCCCAAUUUGCUUAGGGUUUACUCUUUAGGCUUUUUUUCUCCCAAAGAUGUCCCACAAGGCAGCAGGUAGCAUUCCCAUAAGGAAAUUUAGAUUGUAUGUACUGGAGGUAAAAUAGAAUGUAAGCAUGUGACAUGGCUGCCUGCUUUCCCGCAAGCUGGAGUUCCCCUUGCCCCAGUGUUGUCUUUAAUACUGGGUCUGGAAUAUGGCAAAGGAAAGCAUUUGAAAAUGUGACAUAUGUUUGAAGGCUGUUCUUUGAAAGGAUUAUCGGUACAAGAGAGAAUAUUCUGGUGAUGAAGAAGAGAAGCCAUGCUUCAGGGACAGAGUGGGCCAGAAUCAACUUAUUUGUUCUGCUAGCAGAAACCAGAGCAAGGACUCCCAUGAGUGUAACAGGGCUUUCUUAGCUCUCCUCCCCAGUCUUCUUAUCACUAUAUUGAAUUCCACCCAAAGUUUCAGUUUAAAUUAUUGGCAUCUCUGUGAGAAGGGCUUUCUAAAUUUUGCAGAGUGACUGCUAAUCAGAGUAUAUAGUACUGACAGAGUGGAUCCUUUGAGUGAUCCAGAAUCUUGAAGCUCUUUCCUUUGUUGUCUUGGCCAGAAAGUAAAGCUGAUGAUAAAAGUAUAUUUUUAUUCAUUUUUAAGAUUCAAAGCCCAUUACUUUGAAAUCAAAUGAUGUUCAAGACAGCUUAGAACAGUUUUUCAGUAAUGGAAAACAAGAAACAAACCCACCCAUGGAGUUACAUCAUCAUUAUCAUUUUAGUUGUAUCCUGCCUUCCCAUAGUUAAAAACUAUGCUGGAGGCAGCUUACAACAUGAAAGGAUUUACAUAAUUAUAAAUAUAACAAAAGUAAUCACAAACGAUACAGAAAACACAUUGACAAGUACAACCAAAUUUGAACACAAUGAGUAAGAUGUUGAACAGAGUUUGCCAUCCAGGUUGAAUCACGUGCAAUGAGUUGCACAUGCAGAGGGGUGAGUUUUGAAUCUUGAAUAUAUUUCCAUUCAGUUUAAUGGAACCUGGUGUGCACCAGUUGUGUCCCUGUGCGUCUUUUGCUUGGUUGGGGUGAAAGGCUCUAUAUGGAGUUGCUAGAGCUGUGUUGAAUUAAGCUGCAAAUAUUUUGUUUAUGCCUUAUAACAGGUAUGAUGAUGCAAUCCAGCUAUAUGACAGGAUUUUACAAGAAGAUUCAACUAAUACUGUAAGUUGAACAGAUAAAUGACAUUUGAGUGACAUACUUCCUGCCAGUACUGUUGAACUUCCUGGGUUAAAAUUUUUGAAGUGGGAAAUAUCUGACAUUUGAAGUGGGAAAUAUCUGAAUUUAAUAUAUUUCUUUGAUAGUGUACUGAGUUUAUAUCAAUGUUUCUCACCUCUACCAAUAUAUGUAGCACAUUUCAGAAGGCAAAUUAAAGAACAACAGUAGUUCAGUGUAUUAUUUUUCAACUCUUUCCAGUUUGUUUCCAGUUUGCAAUUUUCAGUUGUUAUUUUUUUGUGAGGGGGAAGUGAAGUAGAUCUGCACAGUGCUGAAACAAGUAGAAAAAGUGUUGUCGUGUUUCCCAAUCAGAGAUUAAAACAGUUUCAAUUUCCAUGGCAAAUAACUGAAAAUCUGGCCUGAAUCUAGGGAUGCCCUUCCAAUCUCAGAAGGGCCUUUCAUCCAGCAGUAUUCAGCAGAGGUGAGUGAAAUGGGGAGAGAUAGUUCUCACUGUCCUUCCCACCUCCCUACCAUAGUCUGGACUAAAUGACUGGAGAACACUCAAAAACAGCGUGAGAGGUAGUACAUGGAUUUAUAGCGAGGAAGGUGAAUCAAUGAACAUUGUCUCCUUUCUGUUUGUUCAUGGAAGGACACCUUUGGCUCCAGCCCUUUGUUCUCAGGAAUCUAUCUGACUAAUUUUCUUGUUCAGUUUAAUUUAAAUGGGCCCAGCCUUCAGUUUAAUAUAAAUAGUCAUAGCCUUCCAUUUUAUAAGUGGAUUAGAGAAGACAAGGUAUGUAUUUAUUUUUAGCUUUUAGGGCUAGUCCUUCUAAUGAAGAUGAUAGAAUGUGUACUCAUGCUCAUUUUACCUGUCUAUGUUAACUGUAAAAUGUUUCCUGGAAAAUUUUAGCACUCAAAGUCGGUAACUUUGAUUGGAGGCUUAAUUUCCAUGUUCUUGGAUUAGCUGUAAAUGAAGAGACAACUUUAUAGGGCCAGUUAUUGUUUGAAAGGUUGGAAUCAUGCUUUCCUAUUACUAGAUUGGAGGUUUAAAUGUGAGUUUUAUUUAACCAUAUUUUUUCCCUUUCUGAGUUGAGACAGAGAAGCAGCUGUAAAUUAAAAACAGUGGGUUGAUUGGAACUUUACUCAUGUAGCAUUGGUCUUAAAAAUCUUUAUUGGUUUGGGAGAAAAAAAUGGAUCUAAAUAAUCUUGUUAGCUGAAAAUAAAUGGUCCAAAUUGCAGACAGUUUUGUAGCCUUUUUAAAACAAGUCCAGCUGAACAUGGUGAACCAAAAGUAGUAAUUUUGAUGAAAAGCAAAACUCCCUUCAGUGCAUUCUUAAUAUGAGUAGUUGUCAUAUUGGGGCCAGUUGAAAAUAUUGUUUAAUUUGAAUUCAUGCAUUAUGCCAGUUGCUUUGUAGAGAACAUGAUUUUUUAAUAGUCCAGGAAGAUAGGUAAUAUGGAAAUGCAUUCACAUGCUGGCUACAAGGUUGUAGAAAAUUAUUUUUUUCAUACUAUGUGUUGUGACAGAUAUCUAUUGGACAAUGAAGCCUCCAAUAAACAAUAAGAUAUAAUGCCUCUGGAAACAUUUUUAAAAUGACACUGUUCAUUUCACGCCCAUCUUUGUACUUUGUAUUAUUUCUGCUGACUAUGAAUCCUCUCUUACUGUUUCCAAAAGCAUCCUAAAUUUGCCAGACAGUAAUUCUGAAAAGAGUACUAUUACAUAUUGAAAUAUUAGAACAUCUGAUUACUUGCAUUUCUUACGCUUCUUAAAAUUUGUACAAUGUUGAAGAAAUUCCUAUUCUUUAGGUACUGGCUAGUUUGAUUUUUGUAUUCUAAAGAAUGAAGGUUAGGUAGAAAGUUUUGAUAAAUUGUCAGGUAUUGGAGUUGUUUAUAUGUCAUCUACCUGUUAAUUAUUUCCAUGUGCACAUAUGGCUGCUGUAGGAAAAUAAAUGCUUCAUGGUUUUAAACUGAAACUAUUGCUGAGUUUGUCUUGGCACUAACUUGAGCUUAAAGCAGUCUCUUCUGGUGUGCUGACACAUGGAGUUGCUUAGAUAUAUUAAACAUUUUCUCUUGUUUGGCAAGUGAAACAUAGACUUUUGUUCACAUAAGUCAUGUAAAAAUCAUGCAUUGCAGGAGCUGACAGUUUGAAACAGGAAAGAUAGGGGCUGCACAAGGAUUAAAAACAACUUUAAUAUCCAACAGCUUUUUCCAUUAGGGUACAGAGAGUUGUAAACUAGGUUAUGUAAUAGAAAAGUGCAUCCUAGCGCCAGUCAUUAUUGCAUUCUACAGCUAUGAAAUGAAGAUGGGAGCAAACAUUUUAGCAUUUGUUAAGAGCUGCUUAAGUAAGACUUCAGUUUCUAAAUUAAUAUGAAAGGGUCAUUUAAAACCUUAAAUUAAAAAUGAGGCACUUGAAAGUCAUAGUUCAGGUGCUAUGCAAGGACCAUGUAGCCUUGACAUGUGGUGAAAAAACAGUUGUGAGCAAUAUGUCUUAUGUAUGUCCAGGUUCUGUUAUACUCCAUUAGCUUCAGCCAGUUGAAUCCUUGGAAAGGAAUUCAUCUCUUCCUCCAAGCUCUUGAUGUGCGUCUUUUAGAUUUCCAGUUUGAAAAUUCACUGCACCAAGAGCGUUCUCCAAAAAGUGAUCCUGAGUUACUGGAAAAAAGCAGAUGAAGUUGGGUUCUGAAAGUCAAUCAUAUCAGGAGAAACUGAGUGAGUGAGAGGAAAUGAGUGCAACAUUUGGUUUCCCAUAUCUCCUGGUCUUCUGGAAACGAGUCAUUGCUUCCUACCUCCCUAAAAAGUUUCAGUCAUUUCAGUUAGAGAAAAUCUUUCAAUAUUGUGUACCCAUCAUAAUGCAUGGAUCAACAAAAAGGAGGUGAUAAUCCUUUAAAAUGUUUAUUUACUAUAUGAAAUUGAGAUAUUACUUUGUUUUUCAAUGUUUAACAAAUAUAAGCAACAACAAUUAUUAUAGUAAAACGUGGAAGUCCUAGCACUGUGUGUUACAUAUACUGCUGUGUUUCAGGGUUUUUUAUGCUUAACACUGGUUUUCUGACAUGCUAAUAAUUUUAGUAAAUUGAGAAGUAUUCAGGUCUCAGUUGUGCUUUCCAGUGUUCUUCAAAUUCAUUGCUUUACAAAUUCAUUUUUGGAACAGUUAACAUAUAAAGAAGAAGCACUUGUAUAAUAUAUUUUUAUAAUUAAGGCAUAAUAAAGAUUCUGAGUAAAAGGAGACCAUACUCUUUCAAAAUGUUCUUUGCUUUGUUUCUCUCACAAAGCAAGGAGGACAGAUGAUUUUAAAAAAUAUAUAUUACAGAUAAGAUUAAGACUCCUCCCUGUCUUAAUUAAUGGCAUUAAUGUAUGAAGCAAGUAUGUUAUUUCAUAGUUGGGGACUUUGCAAAUAAGAGGGAGUAAGUAUGAUAAUCUUUUAAAAGUCUAGAAUCAAAUAUGUGUUAGAUUCAGAUGUACAUGCAUAUUAAACUUCAGUAUUGUAUCCUGAGUAUUUAGAAUGUAGACUGACUGUUUCAGCUGUUGCUUUUUGAUGUUCCUUUGGUGAACUUACUUGCUUUUUAUUUCAAAUGUUGGUCACAGGACAGAUACUGGUCAGUGGGUGCUGAACACGGAAAUAUUGUCCAAAUUGUAUAACAAAAAUUAUUCCAAUAAGCCUAAACUGGUCACUGUCUGUAUUAAGACAUUUAUCCAAAGAUCUCAGGGCGGUUCACAGCAUAAAGAUACAAGUGAUCAGGAGGGAAUCUUUACCCUGUCACUGUUAAUGUCAAGCAAAUGUACUUUUACUGACCAGUCCGCAACCACCAGUUCAGUGACGCCAACAGUGGCUGUGAUAUGCAAUGGUACUGCUUUACAUUGGAGUUGGGCUCUUUGAUUUUAUGAGCUACUUUGCCAUCAUCAUGCAUGCAGGUACACGUGUGAUCUGUGUUCCAUGCCAAGGAGCUUUCUUCCUUUGGCAACACUUCUUUUUAAUACACGUAUCCUGGAGGUUUGCCAUGAAACUAUCGAGUCCAAAGUAAAAAAAAUCCUCACCCCAGCAUAAUGGUAUCUUCCUUAACCUUACAGAAAUCCAGAGGAAUCCAGCGUUCCAUCUUUGGAGAAAUAACUUAAUCUUCACUUUAAAAAGCAAUGUUAUGAGCAAUGUUAAGAAUUACAGGUUUACAUAUUUUCUGCUUUGUUUUGUGUGUUUUUUUCCUUUUAAAUUCAAUCUAAAAUGUAGCAGAGUUCUUUCUCAUGAAAGUCAUCACCUUCAAAAUCCCCUCCUGGUAAAAGCUCGUUCCAAAUUUAGUGUCAGUUUCUCUUGUUAAUCAAAUGCAGAAGUUGACACAUGUUCAAAUCCUCACUUCACUUUGAGUCUACUUAAGGCUAUUAUUAUUUUUUUAAAAAAAAGAAUCAUGACAAAUGGAGGAUUAGUUCUUGAGCCAAAUUGGGGAUUAUUGGCCUUUUUUAAACGAAUAGUUUGGAAUGGUUCAUUGUUUAAUAAAGAAAUAUGGGAUAUACUAAAGCACCUUGGCUCAUUUGAUACUAAUUAUAGCAUAAGUGUUCCUUUAAGAUGACCUAUAUCUUUCCAUUAAGAAUGAUGGCUUUACAGAGCCAGCCAGUAAUCUCUGUAGGGUUUUGUUCCGAAUGCUGGGAAAUGGAUAGGGGGAAAUUCUAUGUCACCAGUUCUGCACGGUCAAGCAAAACGGAUCUGGUUGCAGACACAUUUUGACCAGGUCCUGAAGUACAUUUUGAAUGAAAAGCCGGGGGGGGGGUCCUCUUGUAUGUCAGACUAGUUCUCAAGAAUCUCUUGUUUUGAGAUGAAUUCCAAAUACUUUUACAGACACAUUCUAGCUUAUUGAAGUGAAUCAUUUUCUCACUUUCCUACCCACCUAGUGAAGAAUACUAUCUGAAUACUUUUCCGCUGGUGGCAAUUCCAUGAAUCAGUUGUCAUACAAUUAGAGAUGAAUGGGUUUCCUUUUUCUGGUUAUUUUAAAAAUAUAUAUUGUUCUACAUUUAAUGCAACAGGUAAUGGAAUACAUAGUAGGGCAGAAAUAAUAGUUUCUGUUGAAAUGAUUAGAUGAUAGACAGGUUUGAUCUCAACAAGAAUUUCUGCAGGUUUUAAAAAAUUAUGUGAAGCUUGAGUUAAACAGUACUGACUUUGCUUGAAAAGACUAUAGACAGUCGAGGUUGGAGCAAGUAUGCUAAGUAAAUUGCAUCACCUAAAUAUCAUUUUAAGUAUUCCAAACAGUUUUAGCUAAAUUCAUUAUACUACUGGAAUAGGAUAAAAAGCCUGUUCUUCAAACCACCGUCAGUAAGCCAAGAACAAACCUUGGCCAUAGGUUCAGACAUAACACUAAGCAAGGGAUUAUGGUUUGUUUCUCCCCAGCAUUAGUGGGGAGGAGUAAAGUGGGUGUGAUUGGCUCGUGAAUGACCAACUGUUAACUGUGAUUUAUUGUGAUGUCUGAAUGCUGCCAGUUUGUAUGUCCUAUAAUAUAGGAACAGUAGGUUGUGCCUUCUCUUUAAGUAUGGAUUGUGCAAAGAAUACUGAACUGUAGUUCACAUCAGACCUUUUAUGCGUGUUUGUGUGUGUAGGGAGGGAGAGAGCGAGAGCGAGAGCGAGAAUAGUUAUGGCUUUUUCAAUACAGCAGUUAGUUUUCAUUUUGGAAAUUGCAGUGUAUGAAAUAGCUUUGAUUCUCUAAACCUGCCAGUCAAUUCCAUGUUUUUUCAACUAGAGGGUAUCCAUUCUUCCAUGAGGGAUGGUGGAUAGUAUAAUAGGAUGGGGCACAAACCAUUUUACGUCUGUUUCUGGCAGUAUACAGUGGUGCCUCGCAAGACGAAAUUAAUUCAUUCCGCGAGUUUUUUUGUCUUGCGGUUUUUUUCGUCUUGCGAAGCACAGUGUCAAGAAAGUUUUGGAAAAGCUUCAAAAAUCACCAAAGUCUUUAAAAACCUCAAAAAAGGCUACCACACCGCGUUCUAUGAGUUGCUCCUCGAAGUCAAGUCGCAACUGUAUUAACGGUGUUAAGAAAAAGGAAAUAAACUUGCAAGACGUUUCUGUCUUUCGAAGCAAGCCCAUAGGGAAAAUCGUCUUGCGAAGCAGCUCAAAAAACAAAAAACCCUUUCGUCUAGCGAGUUUUUUGUCUUGCGAGGCAUUCAUCUUGCGAGGUACCACUGUACCUAUAAGCAGUCAGGGCUCUAGAUGUUUGGAGCUAUGAUCUGACUUGGAUUGUUGAAGGAGAUGAACGGCGUCACAUAUUUAGAGGGGUGUAAUAAAUGCUUGAUUACUGUGGAGUCUCUUAAAACUGGUGAUAUGCAAGCCAGUUGGCCAAGCACAGAAAGGUAUUUUAAGUUAUAACAACAGAAGAUCUAUCGAGUUCAGAAUUUUACAAAGUUUCAAAGAAAAGCCCCUUCAGUAAUAACAUAACAUGGGCUUUCAGUAUAGACAAUGUAACUUAAUAUAUCGCUAUCUAAUGCAAAUAGACAAUAUAACUUUAAUAUAUUGACAUAUAGCAGUAGUGUUUCACUACUCAAAACAUAUUUUGAAGGGGUGUUUUUAAAAAAAUUAUUUUUGAGGUGAUUGAGGUUGCAAAAAGAAGGGGGGCAUUGAACAAUUAAAAUUCCUGGAGUUCAAGAAAGUUGCUUGGUUGUAGAGCAAGGAAUUCCAUCUACUGCAUGAUACAGGUGACCUUAGAACCUGGUAUUACACACUCUCGACCAAACUUUGUAGUCCUCUGAUGUGAUCAAAUGUCUGCUAGGAGUUCGUGCAAGAUAAUGAUCAGUUUAUACAUGUGCUCUAGAAAAGGAUAUAAGGUUUCCCUUAGCAGGAGGCUUAGGGGUCUGAAUGGCUUCUGUUGUGUGGGAAUUCUGUGGUUUACAAAUAGAGCAGCAGCCGCUGGAAAGUCUGAUUCCAAACCAUUUGAGGAGGCCCUCCUUGUGUGUUUCUGAAGGAAUGGCAUUCAGAGGUGGAAAGAAAGAACCCCUCUCAUGGUAAUGAACUGUCAGCUCUGCGGCUGUAAGUGAAGUCAGUUUUUUAAAAGCUGGAUCAGUUGGCUCGGUAAUUUGCCUGAUGGCUUAUGUUCCCAGACUAAAGUUUUAGGGUGUGACUCUUUGUUUCCCUAUUAUGAAGUUGUUAAUUUGAUGAAACUGCCGCCAGGUAACUUGAAGGUGAAAUAGUUGUGUUAGGGGAAACUGAAAUGUUACAAAAUUUUGUGUACUGUCAGAAAACCUUCGUACAGCAUUGUUGUCAUUUGCAACAAGCAGAGGCAGCUUCAGCAAACCAAGAUGUCUAUUUAGUUAUGUAAUGCUACUUUAAAUAUAAUAUUUUUUUUCAAACCUGGGGGAAAUUGUAGUGAAAUGUCCUCAGUGCCUGGCUAUCCCUGAGACACAGAGCACAAGAACUGAUAGGAUGGCAGACCUUGGACUGCAUAAAGAUUAGCAUCCCCUGCUGCGUUGUAAUUAUCAGAAUCUGGACAGUCACUUGUUUGGCUGAAAUGAUUCCAUACAGUUUUCACAUGAAAAGUAAAACCUACGCAAUGUGACAGCAAGAAGUUUUUAAAUCUCUCAGCAGGAUGUCAUAGGGUAUAUUUAUAAACUCCAGCUGAGCAGUUGCUCUGCAGUGGAAUUCCUCCGGCAUUGAGAUAAUAAUUUGCACAGUCAAAUUGCCUGCUUCACAAAAACCCAGGGAAUUUUGAGCACAUAAUCCUCUGUUAAUGUCAACCCACAGGCAGCAAGAAAGCGUAAGAUUGCCAUUCGAAAAGCCCAGGGGAAAAAUGCAGAAGCCAUCCGAGAGUUGAAUGAGUAUCUGGAACAGUGAGUGUUUUAUAAGAAUACGUAUUGUGUUUUGCUAUUCUGAUAAAUCUUUUUUAAUUAAAAUGGAAUUUACAUUUGAUUUACUACUUUUUCUCCCAUGCUGUUCAUUUUACAGAAUUCUCCAUGUUUUGUUUUGUUUUUAGAUUUGUUGGUGACCAAGAAGCCUGGCAUGAACUCGCAGAACUUUACAUCAAUGAACACGAGUAAGUUAUUUGCGAAGCCUAUAACUAAGGGUGUGUUUUUUAUGUAUAAGGAAGAAACUAGUAGCUAAGGCAUCUGUUGGAAAAUAAACAAUUUCAUUUUAGUAGGAUAAGCAAUAUCCUAAGAAGCCUUUUGUGGCUACCAGGUCCCUUUAUUUUCUUUUUUAUUUAAAUGACAGAAAAUUGUUUUUGUGUUUGUUUUAAUAGUGAUGGGAAUAAAUUUCACCUAGUAGGUGAAAUUGUCAGGGGGGGAAAAACAGCUGCAGUUAGCUAGGGUCGACAGGUUAGCAACAUUACUUAAAUUGUUUUGCUAGAUGCAGGUACAAAUGUUCUAUAUUUAAGAAGUGGCAUGCAUGAACUGUAUGUAAGGUUUAGGCAUUUUCUUCUUUGAGGAAUCAUACUAAUGAUAUGGUUUGAAAGUCUACUCUAGUGCUUUCUUCAAAAUCUGCAAGUUUAAAAUGGGUGUUUGCUCUCCUGGGUAAAAGACACCAUGCAGUCAAGAAUGUUGAGUGUUGGACGAACUUUCUUAUUGGAUAUUUAAUGUUUUUGUUAGCUUUUUAUUGCUUUAGUGACAAGAGGAAAUCCCAGUGUGAGUGGAUUAGCUCAAAGCCUUAGUUCAAGUUUUCUAAUAUCACGGCAUUAAUUCUGACCUUCAUUCCAUGGCAAAUAAUUGUGGUUUUCUUCCGUCUUUAUUUUUUCAGCCCAGGCCUAAAUUGUACUACGAUAUUUCCUUCCUUCCUUUUCAGAGAAUAGGCAAAUAAUGAGAUUCUCAGGAGAAAAGGCAGCCAUUCCAUUGGGUUUCAAAAAACAGCUUUUUCUCACAGUAGAAAUAACGUGAGCUUUUUGACAGUAGAAUUUAAUAGAUAAUGUUAGUGUUCAGAUUUCCAGUGUGUGUCAAUAAAUUGUCCUGCAACAAACAUCCUAAUUUUUUUGGCAAUAUUUAGUACUAUAAUAAACUUUGUGGUCUCAUUUUAAGUCAUACUCAGAGUAGACCCAUGGAAAUCAAUAGGCAAUUAAGUCACUGAUUGAUUUCAGUAGGUCAACUGAGGAUCAAGUAGGAUGCCGCUUUUACUAUUUAAUUAAGUGUCAGCAAAAUGUAUGGAAUCCAUAUUAGUUUGCUUACAUCCUGAACAGCAGUCUCUUAUGCAACAUUAAAGAGUAAUAAUUUUAUUGUGGCAGAAGCUUUCCUGUACUAAAGCCCGCAUAGAAAAAAGGCUAAUGUGCACGCACAUACAUUUUCAAAGUUUGUAAACAUUAGGGGGGAAAGGCAGGGUGGAUAAAAUUAGAGGUGACUUAAAAAAUAAUAAUGAAAAAGAACUUAUUAAUGCAAGCACAUUAAACUCUAUAUUAAAACUCACUUUACUUCUAUCCAAAAUGCUGUUUUGGUAAAUUAUAAAUACUAAUGACAAUAAACCAGGGGUGGACAGCUUUUUUCUGUUGAGGGCCACAUUCGCUUGGCCAUAAUCUGUUCGACUGCGUACUGGCAGUGGCCAAGGCCAGAACCAAUUACUAUUUCUCUUUCAGACACUUCCUUCUGUUUUGCAUUGUGCCCCACUCCACCCCCACUUUUUCCGCUUUCUGCCCAUGGACUGCAGGUUCCCACCGCUGUUAAAAAGCAAAUAAUAUGAACACCUACUUCCCAUCUCAUAGAAAGUGCUGUUUUGUCCUGUAAUUACCAAGUCUUGCUUCUAAAUGUUCUACGCAGAAAAGCUACAGUUUAGCAAAGAAUAAAGCGUGCCUAAGAUAAUCGGUUUUAAAUGGGUUCAGCCACACCUAGCGUCGUGCUUGAUUGGGUAGUGUUCAGCUUAGUUUUACUCAAGAGUAGAGCUGUUGAAUUUAGUGGACCUAACUUAAUCAUGUUCAUUAACUCCAGCAGGUCUACUGUGGAUAAAACUUAUUUGAAUACCACCCUUUGUCUUUAAAUGAUCUUGGUUAGUGUGUCCUUCUAACGGCAGAGAAUGUGCCAAGGACAGAUCUGUAAUGCACUAGUGACUCACCUGUUGCUAAGAAUAUAGAAUUCCUAGGUGUCAGAGGAUGUGGGCUGCAUGAGCAAAGGUUUUGGCUAAUGUCCAUAGACUAUUGCAAUACUUUGUAUGUAGAUCGGCUUUGAAAACAGUCUGGAAAAUGCAGCUGAUCCAAACUAGGGUUGCAAGACUCUUAACCUGGCCUGUUUGAUCAUAUUCCAGUGAUUUACAAGAUGCACUUGCUCCCAGUCCUAUAGCUUAGGACCUGGAUAUUUGAAAGAACACCUCCCACUUGUAUUUACCUCAUCCUUCCCCUUCAGAGGGAGAUUGUCCAGGGUUUGUCAAAUGAAGUGAUGGGGUUGUAGUCCCGCAAAAUCUAGAAGGCACAAUGUUGACUAUCCAUGCUUCAAAUCAAUCCACCAGACCAAGAGACCAUGGUGGUGACUGAUAUCAGAUUGUCUUCAGUAAACAGCAAGGCUUUUUGUGUGGUGGCUCUGCUUUUAAAUGAGUUUUUGAAGGCCAGUCUGAGGUCUUGCUUUUAAGAGUAAAGGUGGUGCUUUUCUGUUCCAUCCUUUGAUGCUUAUCUUUGCCUUUGUAAGCCUGACUGCUGCUUGCUCUUGUAAUCAUUUUGAAUUUUAGCAUCACUUUUGAAGGUUUUUAAUUUUUCAGUUUUAUGUAGGCUGCUAUAGGAACCAUUGUUUGAAAGAUAACUAGAAAUAUAAUAACUAAUUAGCAGAGUGUGGGUUUGGGGCUUGCAUUUGCUGCGGUAAUGUGCAAUAGUGUCUUGAGUGUGCAUUUUUUCCUUCUGCCUUAGCAAAGGCUAAUGGGAAUGAAGGGCACCGAUCUUAGCUGCCCUGGUGAAAAUGUUUAGGGAAGCUUUUAAUGUUUGAUGGAUUACUGUAUUUUAAUAUUUUGUUGGAAGCCGCCCGGAGUGGCUGGGGAAGCCCAGCCAGAUGGGCGGGGUAUUAUUAUUAUUAUUAGAUACUAAAACUGGCUUGGAUCUAACCAUUUUCCAGUUACAGUUUGCCACACAACUACUGGUGCAUGUCUUUGAAACACUUGUUGGUCAUAUUCUUGUGAAAUCAUCUGCGCAUGGAUGUUGCUGGCAGCAUCUUCACAGCAAAUGCACUCCUUUCCCAGCUGUUGCAAUUGCAGGAAUCACUGCUGGCUGUGUCCUUGCACAGCCUAGUUUCAGCCAGAUGGAUGGGGUACAAAUAGGGUUGCCAUAUUUCAAAAUGUGAAAAUCUGGACACAGAAGUUGUUGGGCUUGUUUUUUAUUUCAAAAUUAAGUUUCUGAGCUAUUUUUAAGGGAAUUCGCCAAAAUCUACAAUUCUGACAUGCAUUGCCAUGCAUCCAGAUUUUCCCGGACAUUUCAGCAAUUUCCGCCCAGACACUUUCCUGGGUACAAAUGAUAAAAUUAUUUUACUCACGUAUUAUUAUACUUACGUUUCUCCACAUGGCCCUAUAUCUUGGAAGGCAUGGUCAUGUCCCUCCCACACAUAGUAGGUUCAAGUGUUGCAGAGCAGGGGGGAGGUGGAGAGAGUAGAAGUGCGAACAAGUUUCAGGAGUAUUUUCUCCUCUUCUGCUGUAGUGUGUGGAGUGGAACUGGUAAAGCUCAUAUAUCGUGGGAUAAUGAGCCUCAGAUGGGCCCUGGAGCCGUGUGUCUUGCUUGUGAGUGAGUCCCUCUUUGCAUAUUAAUAUCAGAAGAGUAUAAAGCAUAAACUGCACUACCUGUGCUUUUGCUUUCUCUUCUGUAUGAAGAAGAAAACUUUCAGUAUAAAAACUUCACUACAGUGGUACCUCAGGUUGCAGAUGCUUCAGGUUACAGACGUUUCAGGUUACAGACUCCGCUAACCCAGAAAUAGUACCUUGGGUUAAGAACUUUGCUUCAGGAUGAGAACAGAAAUCGUGCUCUGGUGGCGCGGCGACAGCAGGAGGCCCCAUUAGCUAAAGUGGUGCUUCAGGUUAAGAACAGUUUCAGGUUAAGAAUGGACCUCUGGAACGAAUUAAGUACUUAACCUGAGGUACCACUGUAUUGCUGUGCUCCUGUAACUGCACUAGUGGUGAUAGUACUAGUAAUAAUAAUAAGAAGAAGAAGAAUAAUAAGAAUAAAGGUGUGAUUUUCUGGUUUUGUUCUUCAGUUAUGCAAAGGCAGCCUUUUGCUUGGAGGAACUCAUGAUGACUAACCCCCACAACCACUUAUAUUGCCAGCAAUUUGCAGAGGUGAGUAUUUCAGGACAGUCUGGGUAGCUAGCAGUUGUCUUUGCUCAGUGGCCAGUUGGCAAGGCAUGUUGUCCCUGCAGUCUGCCCACUUGUUGUCUCCCACGGCUUCUACUGCAUUCUUUUUUUGUACCGCUGGCUUGCAUCCUCAUAUUUGGUUAGCGGACAGUUGUACUGAGACGUUUUGUUUUCCAAUACAGUGGUACCUUGGUUUACAACCAUAAUCUGUUCUGGAGGUCUGGUUGUAAACCAAAACAGGUUGUAACCCAAGGCGUGCUUUCGCCCAUGUGCCCCCCCCCCCAUUGGUUGUAAUCCAAAAAAAGGGACACGCACUUCCGGUUUUGAUGUGGUUGUAAUCCAAAAUAGUUGUUGUCAGGGCUGCCUCAAGUCUCAGCUCACAAAAGACCAACGCCUAUGUCUUCUUAUAUACAAAAGUGUUUAUUGCAGUUCAUUGUUUGCUUGACAUAUUAGGCGCGCAGCCCUACGUCUGCUACGCUUAGACCGCUGAAGUCCCCUCUGAAUCCGGUCCCUCCCCUGCACCAAUUUAAGAGGCUUGCGCUGCUCCACCUCUUUCUCUCUUUCCUUUUCCGCAGGGUCCUUCUGCCCGCUGGGGUUUCGCCCCUCCUGGAUUCCUCUGACGCGGAAUCAGACUGCUCUACCCACCUCCUGCGGGCUUUGGGACCUGGCCCCUCCUCCGGGCUCCAUGUACUUCCGCGCGCCUCUCAAUUGGAACCCGGCGCGCGCACCAAACCUAUAUCUUUCCUUUUGACAGUUAAUCUACUCCCUUCCCUGCUCCCCUCCCCUUCCGGGAGGGUGGCUUGCUCUGACCUCCCUCCUUUCUCUGCUGCCGGAGCUGCUUCCCCUGAUACACUGGAAACUCCACCCCCUUCGCUGCACUCUGGUGGGGAGGCUGGUCCUGACGCCCAGCUGCCACUUUGGGAUCCUCCGCUGGCCCCCUGCUCCUGACACGUCCCCCCUGGGGCUCCUGGCCUUGACCACCGGCGCCCCCUUCUGGGAAUCCUCUGAUUCGCUGGAAAGACUCAUGGAAUCUCUUGAGUCAUUGUCAUCCUCUUCCUCGCUGGCUUGGGAUUCAUCCCCAUCGCUCUCCAUCUCCUGCCUACCCUGUGCCUCUCUCCCUGAACCCCUGACAGUUGUAAUCCAAAGCAAUUGCAAACCAAGGUACCACUGUAAUUGUCAUCUUGGUUCGUUUUUUUAAUAGUUUAGUUAAGCAUCAAAUACCCCUUACACAUUUUAACUCCAUUCCUCACGCUGCAUUAGUCUGGUACUCCUUUCACUCUCAGAGGAAAAGCUCACGUUUCCAUUUCUGGGAUUUAUUAUAAGUGGAGCAACUUUUCAUAAUGUUAAAUUAAACUUGCUCAUCAAUCUUGCAUUUGAAAUAGGUUAAAUAUACCCAAGGAGGGCUUGAAAACCUUGAGCUCUCAAGAAAAUAUUUUGCACAGGCGUUGAAGCUGAACAACAGAAACAUGAGAGCAUUAUUUGGACUUUAUAUGGUGAGUAUGAAGGCAUUUAAUCCCCCCCCCAAAAAAUUAAUUUGAUAUUUAAAGUUAUGCAAGUGGAGUUGAGACAGAAAAACAUGCCAUGCUCCUUGUUUCAAGUGUGAUGUCAGGUGUGAUGCAUAUCGGGUUUGGCUUGUUUCUUCCUAGCCUUAGCAAACUUUAUAUAACACCAACAAAUAAAGCAACUUUUCUCUUCCUGUCAUUAUAGGCAAGCACAUCUUAGUGUCAUCGAAGUAUUAAAUCAGUUAUUUAAUUUAGCAAUUCUAUUUCAAGUACAGUACAAAAGUAUUUAGCUGAAGCAUUAAGGUAGCUAAAAAUUCCUACUAAUUAAAUUGUUCUAUAGCUUCUUGCAAAUUUUCAAUAGGAUCUUAAAACGGAUCCAUUAGAGAGAAAGACUUGUGAAUUUUUUUAUACUCUUAGUGUAAACAUGCCUCAUUUUACUGCAUGAAAAGUUCCGAUUAUGUGCACGCCAAAGAACUUCCACCUCCUCCUCUGUCCUUUUUCUUCUGGCUUUAUUUUGGUACCUUCAAGAGUUCUGAUACGCUAAGACUUAUUCUCCAGUGUACAUGAUGACUUCCUAUACACAUAAAAUUUCAGUGCAAGAAAACUGUCCUUAAACUAUCACGUCAUAAGUGCACAGAUCUAUUUCAUUCUGUGCCCAAGUACUGUACAUUUCCAUCCAUACUCUUACAUUGCAAGAGCCACACACAUUGUUUUCACUUGUUAUGGGUCAAGCUUCUCAUGUGGUUGCUGCUCUACUUGCAUGUCAAGAUUGGGAGCUAGGAUAUAUGAUCCUUCCUUUUCCUCCUCCUUCUGAAUGUCCUGUUAGGGAACUGGGCAUGAGAACUUAUUACCACAGAGAAGCAACAGUACUGAGGUUCCCUUCUUGACGAUAAGUUCUUGGGAGAUAAAGGCAGGACUAUAAUUGGACAAACCUCAAGCCUUUUUUGCGGGGCGGGGAGCCCUCUAUUUUGCAUUCAACUUAAAGAAAUAAGUUUAUCACCAAAUGCACUCUGGGGUGAACCACCAUUUGUGUUCUUGUUCUGUUGUGCAAAGAACAGAUGAUGCGCAUACAGCUGCUGUAGUGACAAAGCUUUCUUAUUAAAAAAAGGCACUAAGUAAAGGAUUCUCGGUAUUUGAAGUGCUGAUUUCCAGCUUACACGCUUUUUAUAAUAGUGCUACAAAUUCAUUCUAAUGUUACUUAAACAGCAGUGCUAUGGAAUUUAUAAGCAUAGGGAUACUUAACGAUUAAAGCAUUCUUUUAUUGCUGUCAGCAUAGAGGCUCAAAUAUUGACUUAUCUUAUGAAACUGCAGAUGAAACCUUUUCCCUCUCAAGGUCUGUGGCGAUGCUUGCUUUUACUACCUGUUGACAAGAUUUGAGGUUCUGUAAUGCUGCCAGAUCAAAUAACAAUUUCCAUAGAACUAGCAGUAAGGAUGCGCUGUCCUAAAUGUUCGCAUUUUCUGGAAACGAGAUCAUUCCUGCUUUGUUAAUGUUAACAGCAAAUCUUCUUUUGAAGUUGUUACAUUUUGUGUUUUAGAACUUGUAACUUAAAUAGCAUGAUAUUCAUGCACAUUCAGGCCUUCGGUUUUAGAAGUCUUGCUUCCAAGUUUUCUGACUUGUUAAGGGUAUGGCUGGAAUCCAGAGAGCUGCUUUAGACGCAACUCAGGGCUUGCGAAUGCAUCAUGAACAUUUGAGUUUGUCUUUGAACAGCAGAUCCCUGUGCAAUAUACAAACUGAUUUAGACAUUGCCCUGCCUCUCAAAAGUGGUUUGCAAAGUGGCAUGGGGAACUGCUGUUUGCAGAGAUAUUAAAAAUUCACUGCCGUGCCUACCUUGGAACAAAAGAGAGACUAGCAGAACCACAAUGUCCAGUUUCUUACUUGCUUUUUUUGUUAUCAAAAACCGUUAACUUAAAAUGUAUUUUUGCUUUAAUGUGUUUUGUUUUAAUACCUACACUCACAUUUUUCCCGUUGCACUGUUUUAUCAUGUUCCAUGUGUAUUCAGGUUUAUUUUGCAAGAUUCUGUUGCUGAUUUGUUUUUUUUGUCUUCUUUCUAGUCUGCCAGCCAUAUUGCUUCCAAUUCCAAGGCAAGUGCAAAAAUGAAAAAAGAUAAUAUGAAGUACGCUGGUUGGGCAGCAAACCAAAUAAAUAGAGCUUACCAGGUGAGUAUUGUGUUAAAACUCUGAUAUGCUUCAUGCAUCACUUUACAAUAGACCUUUUCACCUUGUUUGCCUAUGUGGUAGGCAAGUGGAAUGGGGAGGCAGGGGUUUGUGAUAAAGUCAUAAAGAGGUCAUGCAGAUUUCAGAGAAUAACAUAACAUUAGGACAAAAGGAAUUUUAUUUUGUUUUCCAUCUUUUUUAGAGGAUAUGAAUAUAUUGCAAAAGUUGUCUAAGCUUUGAGUGUAUAGUCUGAAGGAAUCCUUGUGCAUCCAUGUGUGCAUAAAUUUAAGUGUCUGCUCAACUAUAAAUAUAAUUAAUUUCUGGGAACAUUACCAUAUUGCACCAUUGCAGUUUGACUGUAAAGCCAGUAACUUACCUUAGUUUAAUUUAAAAAAAAUUAGUUUGAUAAAAGAAGCUAUUAUUUAUGGGAUAUUUGGUUGGAUUUAAUUGCUUAGCUUUAAUCAGUCUUGAGAUGUUUUGAACUGUUCAUCUGAUUCUGUUAAAUUGAUGGUAUAUAUAAUUUAUCUCUGAAGAUCACAGUGUAAAUUUGAAAACACUGCUUGUAUUUUAUUUCUCCUUUUUUGUAAACUUAUGGUCCAAUUCCAUAGUUAUGUUGGAGCUGGAUCAAAAUAAUUGCAAAUUGGCUCCUCUCUCAGUUGAUACUUACCAGAACAGUUCACAUUUUACAUAACUAAAAUGUAUUUAAAACAAAUGUCAGAACUUCUUUGUGACUUCAUAUGUUUGUGAUGUAUUGCAUACUUCAGCUGUAUUUUAGCAGAAAAGUGACAAAUACCAUAUCUAGCUGAAAACUGCAAGGGGAAUUUCAGUAUGCGAGAUACAAUUACGUAAAUUAGAAGUUGGCCAAAAUCUCAAGUUAACACCCUACUCGGGCAAAAUGUACUAUAAGAAUCUUUACUGAAUAAAGACCAAAUCCUGGUUGAGCUGUGCGUAUUGUAUGGUUUGGUCUGGUCUGUUUCUAUAUUUGCACUGAAACUACUGAAGAGCCUGAAGCAAAAGGGCUGAAAAAUUGGUAGGUGGCUUUCUUCACAUUGAGCGAAUCUGUUCUCAGUAAGUACUAUUCUGCUAAAGGUUGCUAUCUUACAAAUGAAAAAAAAAUGAACAUGCCAAAUGAUUCUUUUAAGGAGACUCGUAUUCUGUAUGGCAAAGGUAGCUAGUCCCCAGUUCAGGGGCCUGGUCCAAUCUCCCAAUCAAUUCUCUCCCCUCCCUCAAAAAAAAAACACACACACAAAAAAACCCCCCAUCCAUUUUGGCAGCUGCAGGGAAAAGGAAAAUAAAAUCAAGACACAGUGCAGAGGUGAGUAGAGCCCAGUACCCUAAUGGGGAUGCUGGUUGCCACCUCCCUGUUGAUCUAGUUGUGUGGAUCAGCUCAGGAGGGGCAGUGUGUGUGUUAAUGAAAGAGUUUGGGAUCACCACACCCACUUUGGGCCACAUGUACUUUGGGCAUGCAGCUCCAAGUGGGUUGGAUAAGGGUGAAUGCAGCCCUUAAAACAAAUAAUGAUGAUGGUGAUGAUGUUUUAUAUACGUUGUAGUGUGGCCACUAUGGAAUUUAAGGGGAAAGAAUUUAAGGGGAAAGUUGUCUUAACUGUUUGGGGCCCUUAAAAUAACUGCACUAAUUAAUUGUGAACUAAUGACAUAAACUACAAUAUAUCUAAAUCACUAAAAACUGAAGAAUCUUCGCUUGUGUUCUGUGCGCUUAACAUCAAAGCAAAAUAUAGGUUCCUAUUCCUUCAAUUAGUUUAUUGUGUCUGUAAUGGAAGCAUUUUAGCAGAGAGGUGCAAGUUUGAUUAACGUUAAGUGUUUUUUGUUUAAGCCCUUAAUAUGAUCCACUCAGUAAUUUCACUGAUAAAUGCUUUUGGACACAUGACUAAAUUCUCUAGUGUUAGGCAUCCACAUGUUGUUUAUUAGCGGUGAGGUGAUUCUGUUACAAACCAUUUGGGACAGAAAAUUUAAUCAUGAUUUCAGAGAGACGGGGAAGUAAAAGCUUUGUCAUCAGCUGAAUUGGUGCCUAAUGCUGGAGUACACAAAAUAAUUGGUCAUAAACUAGAAUUCGAAGUGAUUUAGAUGUCCAACUAGGCUUUUAUUGAUUGUGACACCAUUGGGCUUUGUUUGUUCUAACUUGAAGCCUAUGCCAAUGUCAUUAAAGGAAGCCAUUUUUCAAGUUAACAAGGGCCUUUCCUCUUGUUACUGUCUUAUGUCAGAGCUGUCCUAAGUGUCCCUAAAACGGAAUAGGCAUAGUACUAAUUAUUUUGAGCUCCCCAUUCCUUUAGCAGUUUUCAAAUCAAGCACAAGGUCUUUGAAAUUUUUCUAUAAUCAGUUUCUUAAGCAGUUAAACCUCUGUAAAUAUAUGGUUGGGGCUGUCUCCACACACACACACCUGGCCCCAUUUUUCACCUUCAGUCUUCUAAGAUUUGGGGUUAAGAUUACUUAAUCUUUGAAUAUGGUCCAAGCGGGUCAAAGGCAGGUUAACAAUUCUUCCGUCUUGUUCCAGCUGGAAUAUUACCUGUCUUACCACAAAAUUUUGUCAUCGGGUCAUGAGACAUUUGCUAAAUUGUGUUAAUUAUGAGAGAAAAGGAACACAUCAUAAAUCAGGAAAUCUUGUAUGCAGGACAGCCAUAGUACUUGAAGAAAAGAAAAAAAGCAUUAAACUGGAAAUUUAUUGGGUGUUUAGAUGUUAAUGUUAGUUUGAGAAUAGGCCAUGGAAAAAAAAUUCGAUAGUGGCAAGCCCUUGAAAAGAAAUUACACCUACAAAGGAAUGGUAUAUAUGUUGCAAUACAUGGUUUGAACCAAAUUACCAGUUAGGAACUUCUUUGACAUAAGCCUAUAUAUAUAUAUAUAUAUAUAUAUAUAUAUAUAUAUAUAUAUAAAUAUAUAAAUAACUAACUAACUAACUAACAGGUUAAUUUUUAAGAACAAUAACUGUCUGAAGUGAAUGGAACGUGAACAUCUUAGCACAAUUCCUGUUUACAUCCACCUGAAUAAUUCUUAGUAGAAUGUAUCAUUAGCUGGUAAAUCUUCUGCAAGUGAUGAAGAAAGUGCUGGAGCUAGCUCAUUGUAGGUACAAUCCACUCGGCUGUUCUCCUGUGCAAAUCCUUUGAAAAGUAUUAGAGCUAUUCAGGAGUGUCAUUGCACGUUGCCAUUUGUACGUAUGCCCUGUUAACACACAGCAUAUUUCCCACCGGGGUUUGCCCCUUGAAAUUUGGAUGGAAUAGCCCACCCAUUUAUCACUGCUACAGCCAUAUGUUUGCCUGUAUAAAUAAACAGCAAACUGUAGGACAUUUAGUUGGUUGCAUGUAAAAACAACCAUGUGUGCCAAGAUCUCUCUCUUUUCAUUUAGAGCCUUGCAUUAUAAUGACAGAUCACAAUCAAAUAAAACGAUAUGAUUUACUAUCCUGCCGUUCAACUCUCCAUAUUGAGUUACGGAAUGACAACAUUGCUGUAGUAAAUGUUGCUAAAUGAAACUCAGAAGUGUUUUUUUCUGUAAUUUAAAUAGAAGCUUAUUAACUUUUGAAUACCAUAGCCAAAUCUUGUCGUGCUGAGAAAUAUUAGUGUUAUCAAAGCUGAGUCACACUAAAUGUUUAAAUGUUGAUGUUUCAAAUCUGGUAGCUGUUUCCUUUUUUCUAGUAAGUAGGUACAAGAGUUACUUGGUUAACAUUAAAAUUGUUUCAUCUUUAGCAUUUCUUUAACAUUUUGGGUAAACAUUCUGUCAGCAUAUCCCAUUUUCUUUUUCUUGUUAAUUAUAGUUCCAUUGGCUUUUACACAGUGCAGUUGUUGACAUGAUGUCAGAUAGAAUAUUAAGCAGGAGACAAUGUUGACAGCUCUAAAAUGUGUUUAAACAACAUCAGAAAGAAAACAAACACUUAACUUGCUCUGUGUUGAAUCCAGAUUAAGUUAGGGAAACUUACAUUCCCAUGUAUAUCAGUUGGACAAGUUAGUAAUGUCUUACGCUGCAGUCUACACCCCACUUACAUGGGAGUAAGUCUCACUGAAUUCAAUAGGACUUCUCAGUAGACAUGGUUAGGAUUUUGCUGUUAGUUCCCAUUGAUUUCACUGUUAUUUAAGAUAACGAAGUCUGAAUCCAGUCUUUUGUAUCAUACAUAUGUUCACCACAUGGAAAGAAAGUUGAGGUAUGGACGUGUAUGAAAUAAAACAAUUGAAUAAUAAAAUACUUGCACAAUAAAAUACAAAUAUAGUAGUAGUAAUUUUAUUUUUAUUGACCUUGAGUCAUAAGAAAAAUAAAUCUGUACAGUAUGUACAUUUCAGUGUUAUAGAUGUAAAAAAAACAAAAAACAAAAGGUAUAAGUAAAAACAUUUGUAUUGAUAAAACACUAGCAACCACUUAAGAGUCACUGCACAGAUCAAGGUCUACAGCUGGUUUCAUAAGUGUCAAAAACAAUGUUGAUAUUUAGCUAUGGCUAAUACAAAGCAUGCUGUUAAUCUGGUUAUGUCUUUAUAUGAGUGUGUCAGAUUCCUGCAAAUCCAACCAAUAUUGCCACCUCUCCUGAAACCAACAGUCAAAUUUACAAUGCAUUUUAUCCGAGAUGUUUAAUAAAUUCAAACUAAAUCUCCUUGUCUGCUCGGGAUAUGAAAAGAACUAGUGAGCUUAAAGGAGAAUAAUGAUACUUAGCAUGUAUAUAUUGUGUCUGAACCAUUGUACAUAUAUCAUUUCAGUAAUUCUUGGAACAAUCCUGUAAUGUCAGUACUAAUAUUAUCCUUUCUCAUGAUAUGAGGCUAAGACUCAGAGACAGAACCCUGUCUUCAGCCACCUAGUGUGUUCAUGGUAGAAGUGAGGUUUGAAACUAGGAUUUCUUCUUCAGCUACAUCAGUGUUCAUGUCUAUGAUUUCAGUUAAAUAUAAAUAAACACUAAAGUCUGGGUCCAAGUGUGAGUUGUAGACAUUUUUGUUGUGCAAGGGAGAAAUCUACAAUUUUUGGUAGCUGCCUACCCUGUUCUUCAAAGGCUUUUAAUCUUUAAGAACUAAUUAUGGGGUACCACUGGAGGCUGAAGCUUGUAAGAGAUAGUGGGAAUCUUUUUGCAUGGAAAGAACUCUGUUCAGUGUUGUUAGGACCCAACCCCACAAAACUAACAUAGUAGAUUAGAGUAGUAGCUAAGCAGGUUGCUUAGAGAUUAGAAUCUCAUCUCUCCUUUGAACUUACAAGGUCUUUAGCUCCAGUCUGCAAUAUGGGGAUGAUACUUUUGAGGAUAACAGUAAGAUAAUGUGUACAAGGUGCUUUGAAAAGUAUUAUUUAGGUGACAGUGAUUCCUAAGUGGUUCAACAAUGGAUAAAGUUGUCAAAAAAGUGUAUGCAGCCUCUUGAUAGAGUUUCAAUGAGAGGCUAAAUAAAAGUAAGUUGUUAUUGUUGUUAAGUAUAUGAUAUCUUGCAUUGGAUGCCACACUGAAUACAAUAAGCCCACAAUUUAUGCAGGGUUAUGUUCUAGGAAUCACGUCUAAAGCCAAAAUCACUUAUAGUCAAAACAUAUUAGGUGCAAUGGUUGAUGGGACUGCUGGAGUCUUUUUUCUUGGACUUCUACUUCCUUUUCACCCCUUUUUAAAUUGUUUUUGUUUUUAUUUUGCCAAAUGAACGUGCACAAGUUCACCGUGCAUAAUUUGCAGGCUUACUGUAUAGAUAAUUGAUCUUCCAGCCCUCUGGGUUCCACAUCACUAAUGGAAGGUACAUGUGGGAUGGGCCCUUUUGUUUGGUGUGCUUCCUGCCCAGUGUCCUUUUUUAUUUAUUUCGAGGGUUAAUACUUGCCUCUUAACCAAAUCUUCUGAGAUGGCUUGCCACUAUAUUUAAGAAGCUGCAUGAGACAAAGGAAGUAGGGUAGGGUUUCUUCACAUAGGUGGUGGCUUCAGUUUCUGUAGUCUUGGGCAGCUCCUGGCUCCUGGUGGGAGAUGCAAGGGACACUAUGGAAGCAGAGAUGCCUACAAGCCCCUCGCAGGUUCUUAGAUGUUCAAUCUGCCAGUCCUUUUGCAUUCUGUAGGCAUCACACAAGAGGGGACAUAAAAUGGGCAUUUUUACAGUCAAAUCUUGGUACUGGUUUUUAAUGGAACAUUUCUGCAGUAGAAGAUUCCUCAUGCAGUCUUGGCAAUUUUGGUGGUGAUGUACCUUAUUGUGACUUUUCAUUACUUGGUUUUGUAAAACAAGUGUUAAUCUUUCUUUUCCCUUAGUAUGCUGGUCGCAGUAAGAAGGAGACGAAGUACUCUCUGAAAGCUGUAGAAGACAUGUUGGAGGCCCUGCAGAUUACCCAGUCCUAAAUGAUAGCGAAGCUACCCAGUGAUAGAUUUUCUUUCCUCAGCUCCAUGUCCAAACUCAAAUUAUCUAAGAGUUAUGUUAAUUUUAAAUUCCCAGUUGUGUUAACAAUGGUUUCAUGUUAGUGAAAGUGACUCUCUUAAAUAAUGUGUUUUAUAAAAGAUAUAAAAUUCCUAUUUAUUGCUGCUAUGAUGAAAAGCCACUGAAAUGAAUAAAAAGAAUAAAUUUAUUGAACGUCAGUCUCUUCAGAUCUUGUAUGUACAGUAAAUGCUUAAGCCAUAACAUGAUGUAGAAAUAAACUUAAGUGAUGAU
This is a messenger RNA of Podarcis lilfordi (Lilford's wall lizard), 43054 nucleotides long. The record is from the annotation of a GenBank genome assembly. Lineage: Eukaryota; Metazoa; Chordata; Lepidosauria; Squamata; Lacertidae.